AUGGAUACUCUUUUAAAUGAUAUGGCAGCAUCAAUGAAGAAGAAAUAUGAUAAAUAUUGGGGUGAAAUUCAUAAAGUGAACCCAUUCUUGAUGAUAGGAGUUGUGAUUGACCCCCGAUUCAAGCUUCGCAAUUUGAAGCACAUCUUUGAAGAAAUAUUUGAAAAUGAUCCUACUUGUGAAAGAUUGGUGGCUCAAAAGACAAAUGAAGUGAAACAACUUCUUAUGAAUAUGUAUGAAGUGUAUAAGCCUAGUAGUAACAAUAUGGGUGCUACUAGUACUACCAAUGAAAGUGGUGGUAGUACUAACAAUGAAACCGACUCUUCUUUGGUUUUUGGAGGUCGGAAGCGAAAAACCAUGAUGGAAAGGUGGAAAAAAAUUCAACAAGAGAGUGAGAAUGUGGUUAUAACACAUGAAGUGGAUAGGUACUUGUUGGAUCCACUUGAAUCCAUUGAUGAGGAGUUUGAUAUACUAGGGUGGUGGAGAAUAAAUGGGCUCAAGUAUCCUACUUUGGCAUCAAUUGCAAAGGAUGUGCUUGCAAUCCCUACUUCCACAAUAGCUUCGGAGUCUUGUUUUAGCACAAGUGGGAGAGUGAUUGACCCGUUUCGAAGCUCAUUGUCUCCUAGGAUGGUUGAGGCUUUGAUUUGCUCUCAAAAUUGGAUAAGGUCCGAAGAUAUAUCUUCAUUGCAAUAUGUGCCAAGCAUUGAGGAGAUGGAGUUCUAUGAAUCAAUUGAAAUGGGUUACUUUGUUAAGGCUUUUGGAAGAAUGGAUGCAGCAGAUUUUUUGCAAGGAUAUUAUCUUCAUAUGUUUUGA
Prunus armeniaca (apricot) is the source of this 810-nucleotide messenger RNA. The record is from the annotation of a GenBank genome assembly. NCBI's taxonomy places the organism in Eukaryota, Viridiplantae, Streptophyta, Magnoliopsida, Rosales, Rosaceae.